AUCAACCAGGUGCAUAUGUAAGAACAGAUAAGAUGAAUGGAAAGACUGAACACAAGCAAUGGUACAAUCGACCACUGCCAAAACCACAAUCUGAACCGUUUUUGGAAAUUUGCGAUGCAAAGAUGUAUUUCAAGGAAACAAUAUCCAAUCCUACUGUUUUGUCGAAUCUUGCAAUCAUGCCAAAUGAGGAAAACGUUGAUAUGUUUCGUGACACAAGGAUCCAACCAAAGAUAAAGCAAUCACAAGGUCUAAGGUUUCUCAACUCAGAUGUUCGUAUAAACAAUCAUAUAGUUCUCAUUGCCAACGAGAGCAAAUUUUUUAAAGGAAGAUGUCUAACCAAAGAUUACAAAAUUAAAGAAAGUGUGCAUAAAAAGUUGGAAAGUUUUUCAUGGCUUUGUGGCGAUUAUGGUGUAGCUCGUCCGACCAAUCAAAUGCCAUAUCUUCAUUUGUUUCUUGAAGUCGACCAAUCAAAGAAUGAUAAUAAACUUUUGAAACAAGAAAUUGAUGAAAUAUUUAAAUGGAAUGCUUCAAAAUAUAUCGAGUUACGUUUUAUCAACCCAUCUAACGAAAUUAUAAUUUAUCCGCUUUCGAAGAUGGUUCAAUCAAGGCGUGAUGAUGCGUCCAAACCAUCCUGUGGAACGUUGACUCUGUUCUGCUGCAAAGAUGGAAAACAUUACGCGUUGACUUGUCUACAUACUGGAUAUAAAAAUUCUCCCGAAAGCGAAAAUAAAUUCUUGUACAUUCAAGACGAAAUAAAUAAUAAUAAAAUGGAUUUUGAGAAAUUUAUGCACGAAAACAAAUAUUCGUACAUUCAUAACGAUGGCAGACAAAUAGCUCUUGGCGAAUUUUCGCAUUACUCAUUUGAUCAAGAAACCGAUAUAAUGGCCAUCUUAUUUGAUAAUAAAGAAAUUGAAUUCACUGCGCCUAAAAUAGAGAUGCCAAGUUCUCUAGAGAACGUGUUUAAGUUGCUGUCAGAGAGAGAAAACGAUGAGGUACAGACACCUGUUUAUAAAGCUGGCGACGAGGUCGGCGGGAGCAUUGUUGACCUCAAUCGUACCGUACGUUACAAGGGAAAAAUAGUGUUCCGUGACGUGGUGGCUGUAGAAAGUGAUCACGAAUUUAUUCAGCAAAGUGACUCGGGAUCUCUGGUUUAUUUUAGUGAUAAGAACAACAAGAAGAUACCGUUUGCAUAUGCUGUUGCUGUUGCGUCCCGAAAGAACAAGAAGUACUAUGCUUGCCUGAGACUAAAAGAUGCUUUGGAUAAAUUAGGACUUCUCCAAAAUGCCUGUUUCUGCGUGUGAAACAAUGAAAUUGAUGCAUACAUGAACUUAUUUAACAUUUCACAUUUUGGCUCUUAGUAUUUGUACAUUCAUCUAAUGUUUUUGCAUGGCCAAUCUAGCGUAAAGCAAAAUAAAGUGUAGAAGCAAGAUUCUAUUCUAUAGUCGAUAUCAUUGUUAUAAAGAUGAUUCGCAAUGAUCCUCUACUACAUAAGAUUCCGAAAUUCAAAUACAAAUUUAAAAGCACCUACCAACAAGAUGCUCAGACACCCGACAAAGUCGAAUUUUUACUUAGCUAUCUAAAAAUCAAUCUUUACAGAUAGCAUUGAGUACAAAAAAUUAAAGAGGUUUGUGUAGUUGGAUUUUUGUACAACUACAUAUACAUUUUAUACCAGACAAAAACUGUUUAUACAUAAUAAAAAAGUGUACUCUUGGAAAAAAUUUCCUAAAAUAAGACGGAAACGCGUAUUGUGCAUUGCACAACUGGCAUUUUUAAAAAUGCAUAAAUUUUUACCAGUGAGCGAACUGUUGUCCAUUGAACAAACCCUUUUGCUCAAAACUUUGUCAUAUGGACUGUGUUCGACAAGCUUUUGGCUCACGGGCAGACAAGACAAACGAGAUCUAUGAGUUUUAACUGUUCACUGUUCACCAUUUCAAAUUAAGUUUGUGCAUUGUCAUAUUUUAGUAGAAGUUAGAGAAUAAAAUUCGCACGUCAACUCCCAUUACAAGAGUUGUAACAGGCUAACAUCACUUAUAUUCAUGUCAUACAAAUAUAUUUUCUAUUAUAUUGACGCUUAA
This is a messenger RNA of Xenia sp. Carnegie-2017, 2075 nucleotides long. RefSeq lists its product as uncharacterized. The transcript is spliced from 4 exons. Lineage: Eukaryota; Metazoa; Cnidaria; Anthozoa; Malacalcyonacea; Xeniidae. Bases 33 to 1301 code for a protein of 422 amino acids. The record is from RefSeq and is a predicted model, not a curated record.